AUGGCUUUGGCUCAAGAUAUUGGUUCCAAUGUUGGGAGCCUGAUAUUCAGUACAUUUUCAAGCGACUUUAAAAAGAAGAACUUUUCAUUAUACGGUCAAUGGAUUGCACUUUUUACUGUUUUCCUUUGUCUUGCCCUAGGAAUUGCCAAUAUAUUUCAUUUUAAUUUGGUGAUUAUUUUUUCUAUUAUUUGUCUUAUUCAAGGUUUAGUUGUUAUUGUCGUUGAGAUUCCCUUCUUGUUACGUAUUUGUCCAUUUACUGAUAAAUUCACCAACUUUAUUCGUGCUUUUGAUAACAAUUUACCUCGUUGUGGGUUUUAUCUUUUGUUGGGAGUCAUUCAAUGGUUGUCGUUGACUCUUCAGGCCACUUCAUUAAUAGUGGUUGCUGUAUUCUUUACCCUUGCUUCUGCUUGUUAUGGAUUGGCUGCUUUGAAGCAUCAAGAUUUUAUUAAGUCUUCGUUCCAAAGCACCCAAGCAGCUAACGAUCUUGAAACUCAAAUCGGUAACUCCGUUACUAGAAAUGUGUUAUAG
This is a messenger RNA of Lizanozyma spartinae, 528 nucleotides long. It is a transcript of the gene TVP18, whose product is annotated as Tvp18p. Bases 1 to 528 code for a protein of 175 amino acids. Lineage: Eukaryota; Fungi; Ascomycota; Pichiomycetes; Serinales; Debaryomycetaceae. The record is from RefSeq and is a predicted model, not a curated record. The transcript has a single exon. Gene Ontology annotation, biological process: vesicle-mediated transport. Gene Ontology annotation, cellular component: Golgi membrane.